Messenger RNA from Aethina tumida (small hive beetle), 546 nucleotides. RefSeq names its product B9 domain-containing protein 2 (gene B9d2). Gene Ontology annotation, cellular component: MKS complex. Gene Ontology annotation, biological process: cilium assembly. Bases 16 to 546 code for a protein of 176 amino acids. NCBI's taxonomy places the organism in Eukaryota, Metazoa, Arthropoda, Insecta, Coleoptera, Nitidulidae. The record is from RefSeq and is a predicted model, not a curated record. The transcript is spliced from 3 exons.
UUACGAAGUUUUCUUAUGGCAGAAGUGCAUAUUAUUGGCGAAAUUUCACAUGCCAAAGAUUUUCCGAAGCCGGAGCUUUUCUGCAAGUGGCACCUGCAAUUCGGAAAUAACUGGAAACUUAUUUCUGGUAAAAAAGAAGGGCAAACGCAAGUAACCUGGUCAACUUUCGAAAACAUAAGCCGAUGGUCCUUUCCAAUUGACAUCCACCUAGCGACUGCCGGAAUACAAGGCUGGCCAAAGAUCUACGUCCAAGUCUAUCACCUCGACUGGCUGGGCAGAGCUCACCUCUUCGGCUACGGAGUGAUUACGGUGCCAACGAGUCCGGGUACUCACCUGGUCGACUGUUAUACGUGGAGACCCCUCGGUACCUUGAGACAACGAUUUGUUCAAUAUUUUCUCGGUGGAGGGUUACAACUGAAAUAUCCAGAUGUGAUAUUUUCCUCCGGUGAUCGAUAUAAAUUGUCCACGGAGGCUAUGGGAGUUGUGUCCUUUAAUCUGUCGGUCAUACUGAGGAAUUUUACAAAUUACGGUGUGGAGUAUCAGUAG